This is a messenger RNA of Didymodactylos carnosus, 3786 nucleotides long. The record is from the annotation of a GenBank genome assembly. NCBI's taxonomy places the organism in Eukaryota, Metazoa, Rotifera, Eurotatoria, Philodinida, Philodinidae.
AUGAUUAAAUCAUUUAAUAUUUUCUUUAUUGUAAUAUCUAUUGGUCUUUCUUCUGCAUUCUAUUUACCGGGUUUAGCACCAAAUGUAUUUUGUCAAACCGAAGUACAAGAUACAAAAUGCAAGGCAAAAGUUGAAGUGUUUGUUAAUCGAUUAGAUUCAGUUGAAUCUGUUUUACCAUAUGAAUAUAGUUAUUUCGGUUUUUGCAAGAUAAAAGACAAACAAUCAUCACCAGUUGAAAAUCUUGGUCAAGUGCUUUUUGGUGAACGAAUCAGACCGUCACCCUAUAAAUUCAAUUUCCUUGAGGAUCAAGCCUGUGAAAAGGUUUGUGAACAAAAAUAUGAUGAUAUACCUGGCGAUCAAAAACUUUUAAAACGUUUAAUGAAAGGUAUAGCGUUAAAUUAUCAACAACAUUGGAUUAUCGAUAACAUGCCAGUGACAUUGUGUUACACAAAUACGGAUAAAAAAGAGUUUUGUUCUCGUGGCUUUCCUAUUGGAUGUUAUGUGACAAAAAGUGGUCUAUCAAAAGAGUCGUGUAAUAUUCUAGAUGGUCAAAAUGACACAUAUUAUGUGUUCAACCAUUUAGACUUCGAAAUAACAUAUCAUAGUGGACAAGGUGAAACAUGGGGUGGCAAUUUUCAAGAUAAAGGUGGUCGAUUAAUAGCGGCUAAAGUUCAAGUUAGCAGUUUAAAUUCGGACAGUUGUGAAAAAGGUUCUGCACCAAUUGCAUUUCAAUCGAAUAAAAAAAAAGUUACAAUUCCUUACACAUACUCAGUCAAAUUUAUCAAAAAUAAUGACGUCCGCUGGGCAAGUAGAUGGGACUACAUCUUAAAAUCCUUACCACAAACAAGAAUACAAUGGUUUUCAAUUUUAAAUUCGUUAGUAAUUGUCUUAUUUUUAAGUGGUAUGGUAGCAAUGAUUUUAUUACGAACAUUACAUAAAGAUAUUGCACGAUAUAAUCAAAUGGUUGACGCUGAUGAGGCACAAGAAGAAUUUGGAUGGAAAUUAGUUCAUGGUGAUGUAUUUCGUCCACCGCAAAGGGGAAUGUUAUUGGCUGUAUUAGUUGGCAAUGGUGUACAAAUAGCUAUUAUGUCAUUGAUUACGUUAAUAUUCGCUUGUCUGGGUUUUCUCUCACCAGCCAGUCGUGGUGCACUAAUGACUUGCGCUAUUGUGUGUUACGUCCUGUUGGGCACGCCAGCUGGUUAUACGUCUGCGAGAUUGUACAAAUCGUUUGGUGGUGAAAAUUGGAAGAAAAAUGUUUUAAUGACUGCUUUUUCUUGUCCUGGUGUUAUAUUUGGUGUAUUUUUUAUUCUUAACAUCGUACUCUGGUUCAACGGAAGUUCAGCAGCUAUCCCGUUUACAACAUUUUUAGCUUUAUUAGCGUUAUGGUUCUGUGUAUCAACACCAUUAGUAUUCUUUGGAGCUUAUCUUGGUUUCAAACGACCGGCAUCCGAAAAUCCGGUUCGUACAAAUCAAAUUCCACGUCAAGUACCAGAACAAACUCUUUAUACUAAACCAUUACCAGGUAUAUUGAUGGGUGGAAUAUUGCCAUUUGGUUGCAUAUUUAUUCAACUAUUCUUUAUUCUGAACAGUAUAUGGGCUCAUCAAUAUUAUUACUUUUUUGGUUUUUUAAUGGUUGUAUAUCUCAUAUUGAUAUUGACAUGUUCUGAAACAACGAUAUUAUUGUGUUAUUUUCAUUUAUGCGCUGAAGAUUAUAAUUGGUGGUGGCGUUCAAUUUUAACAAGUGGAUUUACUGCUGUUUACUUUUUUAUAUAUAGCAUAUACUAUUUUGUAACAAAAUUAGAAAUUAAUGAUGGAACAUCAACGUUUCUGUAUUUUGGUUAUACAUUAAUGUUAACAUUUGUUUUAUUCUUAUUUACAGGUACAAUUGGAUUUCUUGCCUGUUUCUGGUUUAUGAUUAAUACCAUUUCAACAGCAACAAGUCUUUGUUCUAAAUCUGACCAAUUAACUCCUAGUCCCAACGAUAUUCUGUUACAAUCUGAAUUAGCUCCAUUUAAUACAAACUUUAUUGAUGAAAAAUUUCUUCAAAAACUUAAUCCACUGUCGUUGACAUCACCCCAAAUCUUAACUGAUCUUCAUCUUCCUUUAGCAUCAUGUGAUCAGCAGCAACAUUUGCGGUUGAAACAUUUAUUUCGCACGACAACUCUCCAUUUAUCACACUUGAAACGUUCAUCAUUGUGGUAUAAUUUGAUAACAUCGAGUGUAGAUAAGCCAGCUCGUUCUAGAAAUUCCGUUGAACACUACAAAGAAGAUGUUCGAAAUAUGUUUGGACGUGAUAACCAAAUUAACGUUAAUUUUCCAUCGUUUGUCGAUAAUAAAUAUGAUCAAUAUUAUCAUUUAAAUCAGAAUGGACGUGACGCAGUUAAACACAUUUUAAGUGUAUUUGCAUAUCAUAAACCGGACAUUACAUUGUCACCACUUUUAUAUUCUAUAACAUCUUUAUUAUUACAUUAUAUGACAGAAAUACAUGUCUACGAAGUACUGUACAUAUUGACAUCGAGUGAAAAUUUUAAAUUUAUCACUCAAACAGAAAUUCAAUGGAAUUCAUUAUGUCAACUAUUCAAACAAAUGUUACGUAAACAUUCAAAAUCAACACAUGAACUAAUAAUAAAACAUGGUCAUUCACAUCUGUUUGAUAACUGGUUAUUAUUCAUUUAUAAAUUACCAUUUUUGUAUGCUGUUCAUAUUUUCGAUUGUUUAUUAAUAGAAGGCAUAAAAGUUUGGAUACGUAUUGGUCUAGCACUAUUUGAUUUAUUUCUCAAAUGUAAUAUAAAUAAUAACAAUGGCAAUCAAGAACAACCACAACCAAAUAAUAGAAAACGAAAGAGUAGUUUACGUCAAACAUUUCAUCGACAAGUAAAUAAACAACGUCCAAAAUCGAUUGGGAAUGAUUAUUAUGAAUUAUUUAAUCAAUUUAUUCGAAAUAUAAAUAUACCAGCAGAUAAAUUAUUUAAAUAUGCAUUUUCAAUAAGAAAUUUAAAACGAAAAGAUAUUUUAAGAAUAUUAGAUACUGAAGAACAACGUUUACGUGCUGAACGUAAAAAAGUUUCUACACGUGCAAAUGGUUAUGGUGGACAGCAAGAUGAUGGAAUUUCAAACAAUCCGUCACUUGAAUCACUACGUACGGCAAUAAACUCGGCAACAUCAAUUAAACGUAGUGAAUCUCAUUUACAACAAGCAAAUUCUAUUAUGUUUUCAUCUCAUACUCGUUCAUUACCGAUUAUGAUUCGAGAAAUUGAUACGUCCAUAUUAUCUCAUGCUCAAAUCGCGUUUCUAUGGUCAUUAUUACCAAAACGUUUAUCAGUAUUUCAACCAGAAUUAGUAUAUACAUCUCGUAUUCAUGGUCAUCGGCUAUUAACACUCUAUGAUCAUGUUGAAUAUUAUGAACAUUGUAUAAUUAUUAUUAAAAAUCAAUUAAUGGAAAUAUUUGGUGCAUUUUGUUCAGGAUCAUGGGCACAACGUUAUCAACAUCGUAAUCAAUAUUUUGGUAACGGUGAAACAUUUUUAUUUACAUUUGUACCACAAAAUUAUGUUUAUAAAUGGGUAGGAUUAGAACAUAGAGCAAAAUUAACGGAAGAGUAUUUUUUAUGUGGUGAUAAUGAACGUUUAAUGAUUGGUGGUAGUUCAAAUCCCUUAAAUAUUGGCUUAUCAAUUGAUCAAGAUUUAUUCACCGGUUCAACAAAACAAUGUGAUACAUUUUUAAAUCAACCAUUAUCGAGUUUAGAAAAGUUUGAAAUUCUUGAUAUUGAAGUGAUUGGUUUUAAAUGA